AUGGCCACUAAAGUCGCACCUAAACAGUUCCACGAGAAGCUUGUCAAAGCAAAUGAGUCUACGACCGAUCGUUGGGAUGUGAUCGUUAGUUAUACCAAGGAUAAGCUGCAGCCUCUGUUGGAUAGAGACUGGUCUCAAGCGAUUGGCGAGACUACUGUUUCCAUUACACAUUCCACGGGCCAUAAGCAGUAUGACCGCACCACGACAUACACCAUAACACUGGCCUCGCCUCAUUUCGAGUUUGAUACCAAAGAAAUUGAUGGCGGAAGUCUCUCCAGAGCAAAGAUUACAUGGGGCUUCACGGGCACAGCGCAUGUGAAACUCAACAGCGGAGAGGAUAAAGGGACCGAACAGUUGACAGCCGAAGAUGGUUUGACCUUGACGGUCAAAACACCGAUAAAUGCAAUUGAAGACGGUGAUGCAAGCAAUGAUGAAAAGACAAGCCAUGACAUGAUCGAGUUUACCGACGGAGUCAGGUCUUCCUACAAGGUGAUCCUGCAGUUCAAAAGUACGGAAGAUACUCUCUGGGAAGUCAAUUACACCAAAAAGUCCGAUACAGCCGAAGAGCUGCAAGAUGUGGCAGAUGAUAUUGGCGCUGAGCUGAACAAUCAGGACAAAAUCAAGGGUUUCAAAUUCACGCUGGGCGAGGUUAACAACACCCCCAAUCCGAAUGACUUUGUGCUCACCCCUAAAAAGUUCUGUUUCGGCGUCUUCAAAGACAUCUUUUGUAUCUUUAUCCAUGUUGAAGGAGGCGAUGGGACCGGGUCGGUUGGAACACCACAAUUCAAACUCCUACACGAGGAGGGCAUUGCCCCUAUGCCCGAUGGCUACGAUGCCAGUAUAAUCCUUUCCAGAAACUUGAUCCGCGACAAAUACCUCAUCCCACAGAUCGCAGACAAAUGCAAAGAUAUUCUGCGAACCGAGGAUCCAAUCGUGGCACAAGAUGCGACACUGGGGCCUUCUAUUGGAUUGAAAUUCCAGGAUAGCAGAGUUUGGGAAGGCCACAAAUACACAGCCGGUCCGACGGAUGAAGAUGGGUAUAUCUCAGUGGAUUGGGACAAACAUCCUCUCGUUCUCACCUUGUUUGAUGACCCCUCGACUCUACACCCGCAGUAUAAAUGGGAGUGGAACGACGCCGAGGUAACCCUGACCUAUUUCGUGUAUAAUGCAAAAUUAGGACGUGUAGGGCAAGAUAUAACCAUCAAAGGAAAGAUAUCUCAGAAUGCGUCCUCUGUGGCGACCCUGUCUGGCGACAACCUAAAAUUUCACAUCGCCUUCUCAAGCAACAAUCAGCCAGAUGCCUCGUUCAAAGACGUGGGACCUGUUGGGUUGAGUGGCUCGGUCAAGUUCAAGACCUUUGACGUCUCGCUUCUCGAUAUCAACUUCUUUCGGACGCAGAAUGUGCUUGCGCCUGGACAGCGAUUCAUCAGUGCUAAGGAAACCAUGUGUCCUUGCGAUUUUUUUAUUUUUGGAUCGAUGGAGGAUGCGAAGAAGUAG
This is a messenger RNA of Talaromyces atroroseus, 1497 nucleotides long. RefSeq lists its product as hypothetical. Bases 1 to 1497 code for a protein of 498 amino acids. The record is from RefSeq and is a predicted model, not a curated record. NCBI's taxonomy places the organism in Eukaryota, Fungi, Ascomycota, Eurotiomycetes, Eurotiales, Trichocomaceae. The transcript is spliced from 3 exons.